AACAGGCGAAGAUGGCGCCACCGUGCGGCCGCGUGGUCCUCUUCCCGAUGCCGUACCCGGGCCACACCAUCCCCAUGUUCCACCUCGCCGCCGUGCUCCGCUCCCGUGGCUUCUCCAUCACCGUCCUCCACACCGAGCUCAGAGCGCCGGACCCGGCGGCGCAUCCGCCGGAGUACCGCUUCGUGGCCGUGGCCGACGGCACCCCGCCCGAGCUCGUGGUGUCCGAGGACGCCGCGGCGGUCCUGACUUCGCUCAACGAGACCUGCGCCGCGCCGUUCGCGGACCGGCUGGCCGCGCUGCUCGCCGAGGAGGGCGGCGUCCUGUGCGUAAUCGCCGACGUGAUGUGGUACGCGCCGGCGGCGGCGGCGCCAGAGCUCGGCGUGCCGCUGAUGCUGCUGAUGACGAGCAGCGCGUCGAGCUUCCGGACGUUCAUGGAGUACCCUCUUCUGCUUGAGAGGGGCUUCUUGCCUGUCGACGAUGCCCAAAAGGACACUCUAGUCGACAUUCUCCCCCCUUUCCGAGUGAAGGAUCUACAGCGCAUUGACACGACAAACCUCUACAGCUUCGCCAACGUGCUUGCCAAUGUAGUCGCCGCAGCGCGGCUGUCAUCAGGGCUCAUACUCAACACCUUCGACUUCAUCGAGGGUGACAACAUUUGCAGGAUCCGCGACGAGCUCUCCAUCCCUGUGUUUGCCAUUGGUCCACUCAACAAACUCAUACCACUCGUCGGAAGAAGCAGCUUUCUUCCCCCAGAUUGUGAUUGCCUGAGGUGGCUUGACACACAAGCCCCUAGCUCUGUGUUGUUCGUGAGCUUCGGCACCAUGGCCACCAUUGAUGCUCAGGAGUUUCUGGAGGUGGCAUGGGGCUUGGCUGGCACCAAGCUACCAUUUCUAUGGGUGGUUCGGCCAAGCCUUGUCCGUGGGUUACGGCUGCAUUCCAGUGAGCUCCCUAGUGAUUUGCAGGAAGAGAUCAAUGGUCGAGGCAGGAUAGUCUCUUGGGCACCGCAAGAAAAGGUACUAGGUCACCCUUCUGUCCGCGCAUUCAUGACGCAUAAUGGAUGGAACUCGACGAUAGAGAGUAUAUCUGAAGGCGUGCCGAUGAUAUGUAGGCCAUGUUUUGGAGAUCAGAUGGGAAAUGCGAGGUAUGUUUGUGCUGUUUGGAGGUUGGGUGUGGAGAUGGAGGUAGGGAGUGUUCUGCAGAGGGCAAAAGUUCAAACUGCUGUUGAGAAAUUAGUGAAUGGGGAGGAAGGUCAAAAUGUGAAACAGAGAAUGAGAAAUCUGAGGAUAGAAGCUGAAAAAUGUGUUAGUAAAGGAGGAUCAUCAGACACCGGUCUACGUAACUUAGUAGAUUCGAUAUUAUCUUUUGGAAAAUGUUGAUUAUCUGCACAGAUAUAACGUAGUCAUGUCUUCGACUAAUACUUGUAGCCUCUUUAAAUGCGGAUGGUAUUGAGAAGAUCAUUAAAUGUUGUAAUAUCUAGUUUUCAUCUACUACUAAUAACCAGGUUCAAAAAUUGCCGAA
Molecule: messenger RNA, 1518 nt
Organism: Oryza sativa Japonica Group (Japanese rice)
Lineage: Eukaryota; Viridiplantae; Streptophyta; Magnoliopsida; Poales; Poaceae
Product: DIMBOA UDP-glucosyltransferase BX8
Molecular function (GO): quercetin 3-O-glucosyltransferase activity; quercetin 7-O-glucosyltransferase activity
Source: RefSeq, a predicted model, not a curated record